AUGGACAAUGUCGUACACUUGAGCAUGGGACAUGAACAUGAGAUGAAUUCAGACAAUGUUGGUGUGGAGGCUCUGAAGUGUGAAGCAAAAUUUGAACCAAAUGAUUGUGAAGAUAUCGGUGAGGAUACUCUGGAAGAAAAUAGUAUCUUUGACAACGUACAGUCUGCAGACUCAAAGGAUUUUGUAAUUACUGUCAAGGAGGAACAGACCGGAGACAUGACAAUUGAUCCUACUCCGAAGGCAUCUACGCAAGAUGAUCAGAGAAAUCCAGAAGAUUUAACCUCCAGCAACCUGAAGCAUCAUGUUCUCGCACAAGACUCUUUAAGAGAUCUCUCACAUGGGAAUGGGAAACCACAUCAAUGUGUAAAAUCAAAAAGGAUGCGUCUAACAAGCAGUGUAAGUGUGCACAAAAAAUGUAAGCAGAUUAUUAAAUCAAGAAGAUUAUUUGGAGGUGACAAUAGAAAGAACAUUGAAGAUGCUACUGCUUUAAAUGAGACUAAGACUUUUCAAAAAGUGGUUGACAAGUUUAGCUUUAUGCAGAGGCAAUUUAUAUCAAUGCAAUUGAGUGCUAUAGGCAUAAAGAAACAAAGCAGACGUUACACUUUGGAGCAAAAGUUAUUGUGUCUGGCUCUGUAUAAACAGAGUCCAAAAGGCUAUAGUCUGCUGGACAAACUCUUCUGUUUACCUAAUUGAAAUGGUCUAAUAUGUGAUGGCACUAUUUCUAUUGAUGGAAAUAAAUUGAGCAUUGUGUAUGAUCCACCGCACCUACUGAAGGGUAUGAGAAAUAAUUUACUGAACAAAGACAUGAGUUGGUAA
Arctia plantaginis is the source of this 816-nucleotide messenger RNA. The record is from the annotation of a GenBank genome assembly. NCBI's taxonomy places the organism in Eukaryota, Metazoa, Arthropoda, Insecta, Lepidoptera, Erebidae.